CAAUAGUGGAUACGAGCUAACGUUAACUGGCGAGCGGUAUCGCGCAGAUAAUUGCCGGAGACGCGCUGGCAGAUUGUCUCAUAUAUUUCUGAGUACCAACUCAAUAUACUGCGCUCGACAUUUAAUUAAUGCGUUGCAAAUCUUGAUUCGUUCGGGUAUCAAGUCGAUUCUUGUUCUCUCGUGUUAGCUAACCGCUAACCCAACUCAAGCUAACGUCAACUGGGGACGAGACAGCUAUGGGUGGUCUGGUAAACGGUCGUCGUGGAGGAAGGUCCCCCCCUCUAAUGAUUGGCGCUCUUAUUGCCUGUAUCCUGGUCCUGGGCUUCAACUACUGGGUGUCGAGCUCCCGCAACCUGGAGCUACAAACUAAGCUGUAUGAGUUGGAAGGCCAAGUGCGACGUGGAGCAGCAGAGCGAGGAGCAACAGAGUUGAAGAAGAAUGAAUUCCAAGAAGAGAUCCUGAGACAGAAGGAACAGAUCAGCCACAUAGAAAGCCUCUAUAAGAGACAGCUAGAAGGAUCUCAGAACACCUGCAGCCAAGAGAAGGGCACACUGCAGCAGAACGUCUCCUCCACCACCAAAAAGAUCCAGGAACUCAAAGGUCAGUUUAAUCAGGUAAAUGAUGACCUGGGAAAGCUUCAAAAGGAGCUACAGAGUUGCCAUGGCAACAUCAAAACCCUCACCAACAAACUCACCUACGACAUGACCCAUUGUCAGUCCCAGGUCCUGGCUCAGAAGGAGUUGUGUGAUGAGAGACUGGCUGCUGCUAAACUUGAAGUUCAGAAGAAAAUGGAUAAGCUCACUUUAGCCUCGGUUCUCUCCCCACAGGAAACAACUAAAGAGGGCAAAACAGUAAUGACUGAGGUUGAUGCGGCUAAAACAGUAACUGUUGUGAGCCAAAUGCCCAGCCUCUCUCAGCCCAAAGGAAGUGAUCCACCUGAACUACUGACCAAUGAGAUCAUCGUAAACAAAGGCCCCGAUGCCCAGGUAGACCUGCCUCUGCAGGACCUCUCCAAGGUAGAGUCCCAGUCUGCUCCCUCAGCUGCUGCAGUCCAGCAGGACUUUUUGCUAGCACCAGAGCAAGCUGUCAAAACAGAGGAGGAGGAGACCGAGACAGAGACCGAGACAGAGACCGAGACCAGGGAGCCGUUGAAGAAUAACCUGACCGAGGAUAGAGAGCUGCAAGUGAUGGAUGCUCACGAGGAGGGCGCUCGGACAGAAGAGGCAGACCCGGGGCUGGACGGCCUGCUGAUUGGCCGGGAGAGGGCAGCUGAGAGUCCAAUUGGUCAGAAACUAUUGGAGCCGGAAGAAUAUGAUGCCGACGAGGAAGUUGAUUUGAGUGACGUUGAUUUGGAGAAACAACAACAACAGCAGCGUAAACACACUGAAACUAUAGACAAGGACAUGGAGGAGGAGCUGGCUGACUAUAACGGAGACGAUGACAACGAAGGCGAGUUUGAAGCCGACAAACAAGCUGAGCUGGCUCAAAUCUAAGGGCCUGCUGAGGUGGACAAGGAGCCUGCUUACCACAUGAGGAAGCACAACUUCAGGUCAAUGCAGCCCUCCAAACACCGUGAACCCAGAUGUUAAGACUUGUUACAUUUGAUUCCAGAAGUUUACCUCCUGGAAAUACAUUUAUAAUCUUUAUUGAUUUCCGUGCAUUGGAUUUGAUUGAAUGUUCUCUGUAUUAGAGCAAGAAUAGUUACUGCUCCGUGUUCAUCUCACAAUUGUCUGAAAGGGCCACCAAAAAAAAAGACUGAAAUAUGCAAAUGUGAGCCAACCGUGAACAUUCACGUUGUUCAUUGAAAUACAUUUCACUGUGUACAUUAACCCCCACAGUGCUUUUGUGGUGGUGACUGUGCUCACACUCAUUUAGUAUGUUUAGGUUUUAUAAUUAAAAAUCUAAUAUUAUUAGCUGUUAAAUUACCAUCACAUACUUCAAGCAUCUCAAGACUUGACACCAGUUGGCUCACAAAAAUGAACAUGUCAACAUGCUAACAAUCAGUUGGUUUUGAUCAUGUGACUAGAUGUGUUGUUUUUCGAAGACUAUCUUGAAUUAUGAAAUAUAAGUGAGGCUUUUUGGUUUGUAUUGCUGUAAUAAGGGCUCCCAAUGAAAGAACUGCAUUACAGGCUCAACGGUAUCUAAGCAACGCCUUCAGUUCCUCCUGCACACAGUCGCUCAUAGAAAGGACACUGACUUUCACCCGGCGUCCAUGUUUGUAAGGGCUUCAGCAACAGGCGUUGUGCGGAAACUAUUUUGUAAGCUGUCCAACCGUGUCAUCUAAACCGUAACAGCCACACUAAACCCCGUCAAACAGAAUGAAAUGAAAACAGAAGCUUCUUUUGAAUUCUAUCUAGCCAUAAAUGCUGUGAAAACUAAAGUUGAGCUUCAUAGACAUGCCAUCAAACAAGAGUAGUUUCCUUUCCGAAUUAUAUGAUAUAUAUAUAUAUAUAUAUAUAAUGUCGAUCCAUGAGAAAUUUUUCUGAAGCGUCACUUUGUUGGAUUUAGUGGGCAUUUUACUGGUUUAGUAGCUUUUUUUACAAUGUUGAAUGUAGAACAGUAAAAGAUUAGAACAGUUGUAGAUUAUAAUGAGAGGAAUAGUUUGGAUCUCCUCAAGGAUGCUAGUUAAUCAAACAUCUCAUUUAUUAUGCCUUAUGGAUUGUGUGUACACCUCCGGUCAGCUGCUUCCAUACACUGGAGGUGGAUUGUGGAGGCGUGGUACAUGCUUUGGUUGUUAUUUCCAUAAUGCUUUGACGUAUCAUCAACAGUUUAUCCCUGGAUCGUGUACUUGUUACAACUUCUUUACCACCACCGGUCAAAAGCUGAGGCAGAAGCUGCUUAACCGCUUUGUUUCACAAUUGAAAAUAAUCUUACUUUGGGUUCAUUUUAUUAAUGACAUUUUAGCUUCAAGAUGCAAAUACAGAAUAUAUAUUGAACAUUGUUGAGUGCUUGAACCCUUGAACCCCACAAAGAGUUAUCAGAUUAAAAAGGUGCUUUAAGAUUACAAACAUUUUCCAGCAAGCGUCCGUAACAUCUCAAAUUCCAAUGAUAAUGUCACACCUGAAGUUGUGUCAAUUUUGUUUUACUUAUUUUUGUUUGUUGUAAUAUGUAAUAUCAAUUAAUUCUUUUUUGGGUCAUAGCCAUUAUGUUUCUCAAGAAACGAUACAAACACAGGAUUGGAGUGCUGAUGACUAAUGGAAACCCUGUUGCACAUCAGCACUUUUGUUUUAACUUACAAAGCUCAAAGUCUUUAAUGUUAAAGUGUCUUGUCUGCUUUUUUGUCUCCUCUUUGGUAAAUCUGUCAGGACAAAUGUGGUUGUAGAUUUCUAUUGUCAUUUUAUGUAAGGGUUAACUUUUCAUGUGUCCGUGUACCAUAGUUUGAUAUUUAUAAAUCCGAUUAACUUCAUUUUGAUUUUAUUCUACACUGUGGAGCAAAUAUGUAAAAAUUAAAUGAUUGUAGGUUUUGUUGAUGAUAGAGAAUAAAACACGUUUUAUUACCACUA
This is a messenger RNA of Gasterosteus aculeatus aculeatus (three-spined stickleback), 3503 nucleotides long. It is a transcript of the gene golm1, whose product is annotated as golgi membrane protein 1. NCBI's taxonomy places the organism in Eukaryota, Metazoa, Chordata, Actinopteri, Perciformes, Gasterosteidae. The record is from RefSeq and is a predicted model, not a curated record.